AUAUUCGCUGCUGAAUUGGUGGCAGGAAAGCCUGUGAACAUGACCUGCUCCUUCAGCACCACGUGUGAUGGAACGGCCCCCACCUUAACCUGGGUCACCCCCGCUGAUGAACCACCGUCAGCCUCACACAGCGUAACUCAGCAGGGUGACACUCUGACAUAUACUUCUGUUCUGUCCCUGACCCCAGCGCUCAAACAUCACGGGCAAAACCUCACCUGCAGAGUCACAUACCCAACUGUGUCAUCGGAGCAGACCCUCACACUGACUGUGGAAUAUGCUCCACGAAAUCUCUCAAUCACUUCCCACCACGAUGCGAACAGUUCCCGGGUGAUUGUAAAGGAAGGAAACUUUGCAGCGAUCCUCUGCUCCGUCCAGAGUUUCCCAGCAUCUAACCUGACGUGGGUACAUCUCGGUGUCACGCUGAACACAACAUGUUCCAGCAACGAGCUGUGGAUGGAGUUCCCUCAGCUGACACGGCAGGAUGCUGGGGUCUAUCAGUGUGUGGCGGUGAAUGAACACGGGACAGCAGAGAGGGAUGUGACCCUCACUGUAGAAUGUGAGUAGACACACACUAACACAUCCCUCAAAAUGUCAUAUGUGAUAGAGGCAGAAUUAGAUAGUCGAAUGGCCAAGUCUACUC
Amblyraja radiata (thorny skate) is the source of this 640-nucleotide messenger RNA. Its product is annotated as sialic acid-binding Ig-like lectin 8. Gene Ontology annotation, biological process: cell adhesion. Bases 40 to 564 code for a protein of 174 amino acids. Lineage: Eukaryota; Metazoa; Chordata; Chondrichthyes; Rajiformes; Rajidae. The transcript is spliced from 2 exons. Gene Ontology annotation, molecular function: sialic acid binding. Gene Ontology annotation, cellular component: plasma membrane. The record is from RefSeq and is a predicted model, not a curated record.